Jaculus jaculus (lesser Egyptian jerboa) is the source of this 2817-nucleotide messenger RNA. RefSeq names its product exostosin glycosyltransferase 2 (gene Ext2). The transcript has 14 exons. The coding region runs from base 91 to 2322 and encodes 743 amino acids. The record is from RefSeq and is a predicted model, not a curated record. Gene Ontology annotation, cellular component: membrane. Gene Ontology annotation, molecular function: glycosyltransferase activity. Lineage: Eukaryota; Metazoa; Chordata; Mammalia; Rodentia; Dipodidae.
CCAGGAAAGUAAAGUUUGUGGAAUUCCUGAUUUGACCCAGAUCCCAAUACGAAGUGGAGCAUUGACACUGCAGCGUAGUCUGGUCACCACAUGAGGGGACAGGUGGACCUGGGUUUACAAAGGCAUAGGUGUCCAGGUUGUGAGGAAGAGGCCGUCUGUGUCAUUAUGUGUGCGUCGGUCAAGUACAAUAUCCGGGGUCCUGCCCUCAUCCCAAGAAUGAAGACCAAACACCGGAUCUACUACAUCACCCUAUUUUCCAUUGUCCUUUUGGGCCUCAUUGCCACUGGCAUGUUUCAGUUCUGGCCCCACUCCAUCGAAUCCUCAAGUGACUGGAGUGUGGAGAAGCGCAGUGUCCGGGAUGUGCCCGUGGUCAGGCUGCCAGCUGAGAGCCCCAUCCCUGAACGGGGAGACCUCAGCUGCAGAAUGCACACUUGCUUUGAUGUCUACCGCUGUGGAUUCAACCCAAAGAACAAGAUUAAGGUGUUCAUCUACUCUCUGAAGAAGUACGUGGAUGACAUGGGUGUCCCAAUCAGCAGCACCAUCUCUCGGGAGUACAAUGAACUGCUCACGGCCAUCUCAGACAGUGACUACUAUACUGACGACAUCAGCCGGGCCUGCCUCUUUGUUCCCUCCAUUGACGUGCUGAACCAGAACACUCUGCGCAUCAAGGAGACAGCACAGGCCCUGGCCCAGCUCUCCAGGUGGGAUCAAGGUACAAACCACUUGUUGUUCAACAUGUUGCCCGGAGGCCCUCCUGAUUAUAACACUGCCUUGGAUGUCCCCAGAGACAGGGCGCUGUUGGCCGGUGGUGGCUUCUCUACGUGGACUUACCGGCAAGGAUAUGACGUCAGCAUUCCUGUCUACAGUCCACUGUCAGCAGAGGUGGUUCUUCCAGAGAAAGGACCAGGUCCCCGGCGAUACUUCCUCCUCUCCUCUCAGAUGGUUGUCCAUCCUGAAUACAGAAAGGAACUGGAAGCCCUUCAGGCCAAACAUGGAGAGUCAGUGUUGGUCCUAGACAAGUGCACCAAUCUCUCAGAGGGUGUCCUUUCUGUCCGCAAGCGUUGCCACCAACACCAGGUCUUCGAUUAUCCACAGGUGCUACAGGAGGCUACUUUCUGUGUGGUCUUUCGUGGAGCUCGGCUGGGCCAGGCAGUGCUGAGUGAUGUAUUACAGGCUGGAUGUGUCCCUGUCAUCAUUGCAGACUCCUAUAUUCUUCCUUUCUCGGAAGUUCUUGACUGGAAAAGGGCGUCUGUGGUCGUACCAGAAGAAAAGAUGUCAGAUAUGGGCACUGUUCUGCAGAGCAUCCCACAAAGACAGAUUGAAGAGAUGCAGAGACAGGCACGAUGGUUCUGGGAAGCAUACUUCCAGUCAAUUAAAGCCAUUGCCUUGGCCACCCUGCAGAUCAUCAAUGACCGGAUCUAUCCAUAUGCAGCCCUUUCCUAUGAAGAAUGGAAUGAUCCUCCUGCUGUGAAGUGGGCCAGUGUAAUCAACCCCCUCUUCCUCCCGCUGAUCCCACCGCAGUCACAAGGCUUCACCGCCAUCGUCCUCACCUACGACCGUGUGGAGAGCCUCUUCCGAGUCAUCACUGAAGUGUCCAAGGUGCCUAGCCUAUCCAAGCUGCUGGUCGUCUGGAAUAAUCAGAAUAAAAACCCCCCAGAAGACUCUCUCUGGCCCAAAAUCCGGGUUCCAUUAAAAGUCGUGAGGACUGCUGAAAACAAGCUGAGUAACCGUUUCUUCCCUUAUGAUGAAAUUGAGACGGAGGCUGUCCUGGCCAUUGAUGAUGACAUCAUCAUGCUGACCUCAGAUGAGCUACAGUUUGGUUAUGAGGUGUGGCGGGAAUUUCCUGACCGACUGGUGGGCUAUCCAGGCCGCUUGCAUCUCUGGGACCAUGAGAUGAGCAAGUGGAAAUAUGAAUCUGAAUGGACCAAUGAGGUAUCCAUGGUGCUCACAGGCGCAGCUUUCUACCACAAGUAUUUCAAUUACUUGUAUACCUACAAAAUGCCUGGGGAUAUCAAGAACUGGGUGGAUGCUCAUAUGAACUGUGAAGACAUUGCCAUGAAUUUCCUGGUAGCUAAUGUCACAGGGAAAGCAGUCAUCAAGGUGACCCCACGAAAGAAAUUCAAGUGUCCUGAAUGUACAGCCAUUGAUGGGCUCUCACUGGACCAGACACACAUGGUAGAGAGGUCUGAGUGUAUCAACAAGUUUGCUUCUGUCUUUGGGACGAUGCCCCUCAAGGUGGUGGAGCACCGAGCUGACCCUGUGCUCUACAAGGACGACUUUCCUGAAAAACUGAAGAGCUUCCCCAACAUUGGCAGCUUGUGAAGUGCACCAGUGCUGGGGGAUGGAGGAUGGGCCUCCUCAGCACUAUAGCAAUAUGGGGUGGUGGGGGCCAGAGGGUACAAGGAGGACAGCCUGGUUCUCACUCUCCAAGCAGAGUGUCCUCACAUCUCCAGUGGGCUCUCCACAAAUACCAAGGAGAGGGAGCCUUAGGGAUGCACUGCAGGUAUGAACUCUGCACAGCACCGUGGCUUGCAGUCCCUGAUUUUCUCCACUGACCAUACAACUGCCAAAGGGGAGAAGGCUGCUAACCAGUUUAGGUGCCAGGAAUCAUGGCAGAGAUGGACAGACCUGGAGGAACAGCCAAGCUCCAGAUGUGACACAGAGCCCAGCGUCUCUGGGGGUUUGAACUGUGCAUGGGACCUGGGAUGCAGGCACAUGCCAAGGAAGAACACCAGAUGCUGAGUCUGGGCCUAUCAGCCUGAGAACAGCAACUCUUAGGUUUGACUUUUUAAUAAUGAUUAAAAUCUUUUUUUUUCA